GAUUGUAAAUCCUAUUGAGUAAUAAAGUUCACUUUUACGCGCGGAAAAAAAAACAGAGCUACCAGAUCGAGGUCAACUUGAAAAUGAGUUUUUUCCUCCACCGGCGGCCAAAUCUGCAGCGGCGGUGCUCGAUCUGAUGAGCCAAAGUGAGGCACGGAGGAUGAGGUGGUGGAGAUCGCGUGAAGCGGCUGUCGGCGAGGUCGCGGCACGGCGCGGCAGAGUUCCGGAACGAGGUGGAGCUGAUCGCCAAGCUGCAGCACAGAACCUGGUGAGGCUGCUGGGGUGCUGCGUGGAGAAGGACGAGAAGAUGCUCGUCUACGAGUACCUCCCCAACCGGAGCCUCGACGCAUUCCUCUUUGGUGUGAAGAUCGGGUUUGAUUUGGUGACACAUGGGACGUGCUUGCACAUGACUGAACCAAAUUGCAGGGACUGCACACCUGGACUGGAGGAUGAGGUAGAGCAUCAUCCUGGGCAUCUCUCGCGGCCGCUCUACCUCCACGAGGACUCCUACCUGAAGAUCGUCCACCGGGACCUCAGGGCCAGCAAUGUGUUCCUCGACAACAAGAUGAACCCCAAGAUCUCCGACUUCACCAUAGCCAAGAUCUUCGAGGACGAGGUGAUCAAGGUCAACACCGGCUUCGUCAUAACCUGUCUAGGGUUGUUUCAGAUUGUGGUAAUAUGUACUCCAUGUUGUAUGGACCUCUUUCUUAGCUUCCAUGUUGGUUGAAAUGCAUGUGAACUUAUAACCAAUCUUGGCUAUACAUUGCUAGUUAUGAUUCUUUUUAUAUAAAAAAUACUGACAGAAACAUAUGUGUGCUAUGCUUCAAAAUUUUAAGUCAAGGCGCUCAAGAAGUGGUUCCAUGUAUACUUGCUCAAGAACUUGUUGUCCACUGCUGUCCAUGUAUACUUGCUCUAAUUACUCCAGUGCUGGGUACCAAUAUAAAAUCACAAGUUACUCUAAAUAAAAUCACAAGUUAAAUUUAAUCCUACUCCACUGCUAUCUAUACAUUCCAUGUCAGAUUGAACUAUGAAAUUUAUCUUCAGUACUCGAUUUCUAUCUGCUACAGAACACUAGCUAGUCGUGAUGUCUAAGUCCAUAAUUGCAUACUUACUUUCCACCUAUAUGCCUAUUGAGCUAUUGAUUCAUAUAUUUUUCCCCACUUCAUAAAAAAGAUGUUCCUGUAAUCUACACCACAACCUAAAUCUGUGCUUUUGUGCGGUUGGUUUUGUGUGCAUAUGAUCUGGAUUAGGACAUAUAUAAUGCAUAUAUCUUAUAGGAGCAAAGUGCAGGGAAAUAAUAUGUUUCCACUCAUUCCACAGAGAUAUGUAUGAAGGAACAAGAACUGCUAGAAAAAUCAUUCACCCCCAAGAAAAAUCUGUGAAUGUUUGUUUUAUAUGUUUAGCUAGUAAAGGCUACGCAAACCUCUAGUUUCAAUUAUUUGUCAGAGAGUGUAUGUAGUUUAUAAAUCCCAGCUUAGACUUGAGAUAAGAGCUUUAGUGUUGCCGUUGCCUUGCUUAUUUGCUGCUGGUAGUUCAGUUCACCUUUCAGGUAUGGGGUUGCUACUGUUGUGAUGUGCUGCUGCUGCUCAAUUUGUUCAACAUAUAUGUUCUGAUGUAUGCUGCUCUGCUUUCCGUGUGAGGCAAACCUGUGUGCUUCGAGGCGCUUGUUGAGGAAGAACCUGGGCGGGCCAGGAGAACCUGGGCUAGGAGUUGCUUGGGCCGGAGGAGACUGUCCUCUAGGAGCACUUGGGAGAGAAGAUGCCUGGGCCGGAGGAGAUUGUUCUCCAAGAGCACCUGGACGAGGAGAUCGUCCUGGGUCGGAGCACCUGGGGGAGGAGAUCGUCCUUCACGAGCACCUGGGCGAGGAGCUGCCUGGGUUGGAGGUGCAGGGGACGGAGGAGGAGUUGCAGCGGACGGAGAUUGAGCUGCUGCAGCCGGAGGAGCUGAUGGGGCUGGAUCAAGAGCGCCCGGACGAGGAGAUUAUCCUCCACGAGCACCUGGGGGAGGAGAUCGGCCUCCACAAGCACCUGGGCGAGGAGCUGCCUGGGAUGAAGAUGCAGGGGACAGAGGUGGAGCGGUGGAGCUGCUGGUGCUGGAGGUGGAGUCGCUGGCGGAGGUGUGAGAGGGCGGAGAUGGAGCUGCUGGUGCUGGAGGUGGAGUCGCUGGCGGAGAUGAAAUCUGGGAAGGGUACCGAUUCGGUGCAAGGGUAGCCUUGUCUUUUUUAUGGGAAGGGUACCGAUUCGGUGCAAGGGUAGCCUUGUCUUUUUUACGGGAAGGGUACCGAUUCGGUGCAAGGGUAGCCUUGUCUUUUUUACGUUUUUCACCUGGUCGGAACGGAUCGUUAAACAUCUUACAUUCUUAUUCUUGAACGGAGGGAGUAUGACUUUUAGUCGCCCUAGGGUUGGAAUUCGAGCCGAGCCGAGCCAGAUUUCCAUCUCCA
Messenger RNA from Lolium perenne, 2440 nucleotides. The record is from RefSeq and is a predicted model, not a curated record. Lineage: Eukaryota; Viridiplantae; Streptophyta; Magnoliopsida; Poales; Poaceae.